Molecule: messenger RNA, 1305 nt
Organism: Trichomonas vaginalis G3
Lineage: Eukaryota; Parabasalia; Trichomonadida; Trichomonadidae
Product: 8-oxo-dGTP phosphohydrolase protein
Exons: 1
Coding region: 1-1305 (434 amino acids)
Biological process (GO): nucleoside diphosphate catabolic process
Cellular component (GO): membrane
Molecular function (GO): nucleoside diphosphate phosphatase activity
Source: RefSeq, a predicted model, not a curated record
AUGGUUGAUGCAGGAUCUUCUGGUACACGUGGUUUCCUAUAUACGUGGAAUGACAUAGAUUUGAUCCCUGAAGUUUCACAAUGUUUCGAUGGAGAAAAACGUAUGAAAUAUAAAGCAAAAAUCAGACUCGCGAGCGCUGCUGAAGACCCCGAAGCUAUACAGAAUAUCUUUAAACCAAUGAUUGAUAUGUUCAUGAAAAAAUUAACUCCAGAAAUAGCCAAAGAAACGCCUAUUUACGUUUACGCUACAGCAGGUAUGCGAUUACUAUCUGUUGAUAACCAAGAAAAGGUAUUUUCGCAAGUUUAUGAUUAUUUCAAGAAGAAUUCAUUAUUUUUAGUCAAAAGAAACAAUUUCCGUGUUAUUUCUGGAGUUGAAGAAGGUGUUUAUGGCUGGCUUUCUGUCAAUAACCUCCUUGAAAAUUUCAAAUAUCAAAAGCCAUACGUAGGAUCCAUAGAUCUAGGAGGUGCAUCCUUCCAGAUUGCAUUACAAGUUAACGAAAGCGAGCAACUUGAUGAAUCUAUUCUUGUUAAAGUUGGUCAACAACGAAUUCGGAUCUUUUCUCACUCAUAUCUCGGAUAUGGCGUAGAUGUAUCUUCAAAAUCAAUAUCUAAAGCGAUAUCAGCUAUCACUGAUUCGAAUACAAUUAACAAUCCUUGUUUUCCAAGAAAUUAUACAACUAUAAUUAAAGGAAAAGAAGAUAUUACCGUACAUGGAACAGGUGAUUUCGACAAAUGCGCUCGACUUACGAAGAAAAUACUCAUUGAUGGCCCACAUUUCGAGACCGUAAACAUUCCAGGAAUUUCUGGCCAGAGUAAAUUCGUCGGUAUGGCAAAUUUGUACUUUGUUAACAAUUUCUUUGGUCUUCCUGAGUCAAGUUCAAUGGAAGAACUCAAGAAAGCUGGAACUUCUUUUUGUUCCAAACAAUGGUCGAAGAUUGAAGAAGAGUUGAAGGGCAAAGAAUCAUUGGAAUAUGCUCCAACAUACUGCUAUUGUGCAGCUUAUCAGUACACUUUGCUUCAAAAGGGAUUUAAUUUCAAAGAUGGAAACAAUGAAAUCAGGAAAUUAGAUGACAUCAAUGGAGUGGACUUGUCAUGGGCUAUAGGAGCUAUGUUGGCACAUGUUUCUGAUAUAGACAUCGUAGCUAAGACAGUAGUUCCAAUGAAAUUGGUAAUUUCUGUUAAUAUCGCAGUAUUCUGUGUAUUGGCAUUGAUCUAUAUUGUGAUUUCGAUGUGUUACAAAUCAAAUCCAUAUACAACAAUGCCUCCUGUCGAAGAAUUGCCACCAAUAGAAGAAAAUGAAGUUUAA